This is a messenger RNA of Ostrea edulis (European flat oyster), 2928 nucleotides long. Its product is annotated as adipolin-like. Bases 1607 to 2560 code for a protein of 317 amino acids. Gene Ontology annotation, molecular function: hormone activity. The transcript has 8 exons. The record is from RefSeq and is a predicted model, not a curated record. NCBI's taxonomy places the organism in Eukaryota, Metazoa, Mollusca, Bivalvia, Ostreida, Ostreidae.
GGUUUAUUCUCAUAUCUGAGGAGAACGCUUUGAUACGAAGGCCUAUUAGUAUCAUGUAAAAAAUAAAUUCACAUUCCAUUAUCUCGUAAUUACGAGAAAAGAUCUCGUUAUUACGAGAUUGAAAAGAUCUCGUAUUAAAGAUCUCGUUAUUACGAGAUAGAAAAGAUCUCGUUAUUACGAGAAAAGAUCUCGUAAUUACGAGAUAGUGGAAGGUGAAUUUUUUUUUUUUAUGGCUUUCGUAGAAUAGGUAGGAAAAGUAUACAUUUAAAAACUGUUGCCUUGAAUGUCUUCUAGAUUACUUACACCGGUGCAUACUGGAUCAUGUGAAAUCAUAAAUUACUACGCAGAUCAAAAGAGGAUAUCGAUAGUAAAUCAUCAUGUUUAAAGAAAAUGUACAUUAAUAUAUAUUUAGAUAUAUUUGUACUAGUAUAUAUUUUCGAAAAAAGAAAAACAGUAUUAUAUGUAUUUUUUCACCAGAAUUACAAUAAUGUUAUCAUUAUAUUAUAUGUUUUUGAUAAUAGUCACUUUGUAGGCCUGUAUUACUUCUGUGUUUCUGUUUAUUUAUUCUCAUUUAUGUAAUAAAUCUACUUAGAUUUGUCGGUCUUUAUCAGUUUUCUUGUGUCUGUUGAUUUUUAGAAGAAAAAAAACUCCACUAUAUAUGCAAGUAUUCAACUAAGCAAUUACGUGACAAAGAAUUUGUAUCGUGAUCGAUUUGUUGUUAUUCGUAAAAGAAACUUGGUUCAAUUAUUGUUUUGUAAAUAUCCUUGAACAAAGAAAACACACAUAUAGAGUGGAUUCUAAAAUAAGUAUGUAAACAUUGAUCUAUCAAAGUCUUCUGCUACCUUAUUAAUGUGGCAUUUUAAGAAUAUUUAUCAAAAGCAGGUAUUACAGAGCCAUUAAAAUAUUUCCCAUGGCAAAAAUAGACACCAUUCUUUAAAUUUCAAUACAAAGUAAGAAUUAAGAUAAAAGGAAUGUGUGUGUAUGUUGUUUGAUCCUGUAAUAAAGGCCUUCAUCACAGUUAUAACAGUUUACCCGUUCUAAUUAAUCCCACUAUUGAUGUUCUAGCGAGUUUAUUUGAUUUUCACGUGGUCCAGUCUGUUUAUUUAAAAGGAUACGUAGACUUGCGAGUAUCCACUAGGCCGUACAGCAAACACCUAGACAUUCGUCGUAAAGCACUUGUAGUUCGUUGUAAAGCUGAUUGGCUUUCUUUGCCGGUGCCUAUCAAAGCGAGAAGCUUUCUUCUUUCAAAUCAAACGCGGACCGAAUCAGAGAGCGUCAACGCGACAAGAGACCCCGAACUGUUAAUGUCGGUUAUGUUUUAUUAUACAAAAAUAUCAAGAAUUCAGUCUUGCUUGCACUGGAUAAUAAUAAAAAAAAGCAUUAAUUGAAUUCCGUUUCAAUUUUAAGUGUAAGUGUGCGUAAACACUUAAUAAAUUCUUUUCCAUUUGAUAAGCUGUGAUACAUGUAUGUUUACGUGUUAUAAAUUUUGAAUACCCUGCAAUUGAACGUGAAGGUACAGUUAAUUCUUAUGCUACCUUUGGAUUGGAACAUUACGUGUAUGACUGCUUAGCGGACCACAGGGGCGAUAUUACGGUGAAUUUUCAGAAUGGAAGUCUUUCGAUUCUUCCAUAUUAUGGUGCUUAGCACGAUUUUUCUCCAGCUUCUAACCUUUGAAAGUGCUAUUGCCUUUAAGGACUUUAUGGCAGACCCGGACUCCUCUUCUAACCUCGAGACCAAUGAAGAGGAGCCGCGGGGCGGGCGUCGGCGGCCCGUGGACAGCAAAGACAGCUGGCUUCAGUUCAUAAGGCGCGGAUCACGUCCCGCCAAACAGACCACUAAGAAGCGGAAGAACAAGCGCUUACAGAGACUGGGGUGCCCGGCUGGACCAGCGGGGCCACAAGGCCCACCCGGACCCCCAGGGCCAAAGGGAGCGAAGGUUACAAUACAGGAACUCAUGACGGAAUUUCUGGACAUCGUUAAAGAGGCGGCUGAAAAACAAGCAGAGAAAUUAAUUUCAGAAAAGUGUGGGAUGUGCACCAUGAACAACGGCAGUGCAGAAGUAUCCAUGCUGACAAAUGACGUCAUGGCCCUACCUAGAAUCACAUCUGGUUUCCAUCUCCGUCUAAAAAAGAAUGUCAUAGUGGAUAGCAAAACAUUCAUUGAACUUCAUUCUUUUCAUCAACCUUUUGCCGCCGGAUCCUUCCAGAGGGGAAAUGCUUUUAACAUCAGAAAUGGUCGUUUUACGGCCCCCAAAGCAGGGAUAUACCAGUUCUCCGUAAAUUUGCAUGUACGUGUGAAGCGGAAGGGUCGGAGGGCGAAACUGAAGAGGAAAGACGCCGUAAAAGCACAGAUUUGCAUAAAUUCGUUAUGUAAUAAAUAUGUAUCUUUAAGCCAUGUCCGAGGAAUGGAGAGUAAUAGUAAAAUAUUCACUGUCAGCUUUUCCGGAUUUGUACAAUUACAGCAAUCACAGUACGUUUCUGUUUACAUUGACAACUCUUCGAAAAUGAGCGUCGUGAUACAGAAAAAUUCGGACUUUACCGGAAUUAUAAUGGGAACGUGAGUGCACCUUACCAGAGUAUGACAGGUGCACCUUUUUCUGAGAGUGCAUCCUUCUGGAGUGUUACAGGUGCGCUUUAUGUCACGUCAUUCAAAGUGACAGCUACAAGUCGUGACGUUGGCGUUCUCAGAUCGUUGAUAGUUGUCAUGUGAUACAUGUAGUCAUUCUGUGAAAAAGGAGGACAAGUCACACUGAGAUUUACUUAUGAAGUUGAUGAAAAUUCAACGUUGUUCUUUUUAACUUUUAAUUUAUUAUAUAAGUAUUGGGAAUUGUUUAUACAUGUUUUGCUCAUGAUAUUGUUUGUUUUGUACCUCUAUACAGCAGAUUUGUUAUCAGUUUUGUUUCUGUACAAUGAAUUGUUUUAUGUUGCA